Messenger RNA from Engraulis encrasicolus (European anchovy), 2502 nucleotides. Its product is annotated as ankyrin repeat domain-containing protein 1-like. The transcript is spliced from 9 exons. The record is from RefSeq and is a predicted model, not a curated record. Gene Ontology annotation, molecular function: protein binding. Lineage: Eukaryota; Metazoa; Chordata; Actinopteri; Clupeiformes; Engraulidae. The coding region runs from base 182 to 1096 and encodes 304 amino acids.
UAGUUUUGCGCAAGACGAAGCCGGAAUGUUUAUCUAGGGUCUCUCCACCAUUAAGUUCAGCAUCUCCCCUGGCAUCAGUGCACAGCACACGGAGCGCACGCUACACUGCUACACUGCUACACUACAACAACAGCACAGCAGCCUUAUUGAGGAAGACCAAGGACCCCUGCAGUUUGACUUUAUGGAUCUUACAAGUGUCAAAACUGUUACCGGCAAACCCUGCGAGAUCAAAGAGCAAGGGGAGGCAGCUGGGGCAGGGGGGGAGAGGGAGGGGAAGCGGCAGUUCGCCACCGGGGAGUACGAGACCUCCGUCAGCCAGGAGAAACAGGAUGAUCUGAAGACCAACAAAGACACUCAGGAUGAUCACGAGACUGAUAAGGUGCAGUCAUUAGAGGAGACGCAGAAGGUUCUGGAAGAGAAGAAGAAGAGGAGAACCAAGAAGGGCCCAGUACGCAGACGCAAGCGUGUCCCUGCUGUGGAAUAUGUACCAUAUUAUGUGGAUGAGGUGGAUUUCCUGAAGGCUGCUGUGGAAAACAAGAUGGGCAUCAUCAACCGAUACCUGGAGAAAUGUGGAGACCCAAACACAUGCGACAACUUUAACCAGACGGCUCUGCACAGGGCCAGUAGACAGGGCCACGUAGAGGUGGUGAAGAGACUUCUGGAGGCUGGCGCAAAGAUCGAGCAGAAAGACAAGCUGGAGUCCACUGCCCUGCACGUGGCCUGCAGAGGGGGAAGCCUGCCAGUGGUGGAGCUACUACUGACCAACAACGCCAAACUCACCGCCAGAGACAAGGUCCACAGCACCCCCCUUCAUGUGGCUGUGAGAAAUGGAGCCUACGGCUGUGCCGAGCACCUCAUCCACUGCGGGGCAGACAUCAACGCCAAAGACAGGGAGGGAGACACGCCGAUGCACGAUGCCAUCAGACUGAACAGGUUCAGCAUUGCCCAGUUGCUGUUCCGUCAUGGCGCUGACAUGAAGAUCAAAAACUGCGAGGGAAAGUCACCAAUGGAUAAUGUGCUGGAAUGGCAGGAUGGAGCCAAAGAAAUUCUGAGCAAGAUGCAAAAACAGACAAAAAACAACUCUGCCAAGAAGUGACCCCAGGAUUCCACGACCGCCAAAUGCACCCAUCAGCUGGAAGAUACAGUACAAGUGUGAUGUACAUUUUUGUGUGAAAACCAGAAAAAAAUGAAUGUGCAAGGGAAAUUAUCUUGUGUGCAGUUGGUUCAAACCAUUAGCAUGUUGAGUCGUGUCAUGGCCUUGCGGUCAUUCAUACUUUGCUGCUUUAUUAACAUGAAAUAGGAUUUGGUGGUAUUGUCAACGUUAAAUGAAUCAGUCUCUACAAUCAUUGCAGUGUUUCACCAAUUAUUAAUACGGUCAGAGGCACUUCUACAUCAGCUUUGCCGAUGGGUUCUAACUGCACUUGAAGUUAAAAGGAGUGCACCAUGGCCCUAUCGUUCGAAUGGGAGACGAUAGCUCUUCCAACCAGUAGGGCUACGAAAGAUGAAAAUCACUUAAUAUUGCUUUAUGGGACAGCCGUGGCCUAAUGGUUAGGGAGGUGGCCUUAAGAUCAGAGGGUUGCAAGUUUGAAUCCCACCCUAGCCCUCACAACACCUUCAUCCAUUGCUGAAGUGCCCUUCAGCAAAACACUCAACCUUCAUUGCUCCAGGGACUGUAACCAAUAACCUGUAAAAUAACUGCAAGUCGCUUUGGAUAUAAGUGUCAGCCAAGUGAAAUGUAAUAUUGAUUUUAAUUUCCAUGAAGCCAUGAUGAGGAUGAGAGAGCAGUGGGACAAGUAGGGGUUCAUGAUCUGAGGUAUUAAGGUUAAGAAAGAUUGGCAAGUUGGUUCUUUAACUAAAGGACUGUUUUAGUGAUGAGGUUGAAGGUUGUGUGAAUGGGAAGGUUUCAGCAUGUGUAAAAUUGUUAAGAAAUAAUGUAUAAACAGUGUUGUAGCAUAAGAUAGGGCAGAAUUUAGAUAUGCAUUUAGGCAUUAUGUGAGAAGACUGAAAGAGGAUGUUGCGUAGAAAUAAUGUGUGGCAAGUAUUUUUUAUGUGUAAUACUCAAUUUAUUUUGUAAAUUUUGCAAACUCAAUAAAAAGAUACAUGAAUGAAUCCACUUUCUGACAUUUUACUUUGCUUGCAUUUUCCUGCUCUUUUCUCAUAUUGUACAAAGAUGUAAAGAAAUAUCUAGCAAGCUGACUGAAACAACUUAACAUGUUAAUGAAUGGUACACUUUUUUUUCUUCAGUGUUAAGAAAAUGAAAAACAAACAUAUUUAUUUAUUAUACACAUUAUCCCCACUGUCAGUGUUGAGGGACUGACCUAAUGGCUACAAGUCAUCCUACUUCCUCCCGUCCUUUCCUGCGGCCUCUGUCCUUUGGCUUAGUGUCACCCCUCCUCCAUGAAGGAAACAAUAAGGGUGUCCCCCGCUGUCAAGCAGUGCAGAGCAACUUGUUGGGGGCUUUCAUCAUUCAAUAUCCUGAUCAUGAAUGAAUGAAAGAAUAAC